Molecule: messenger RNA, 927 nt
Organism: Exophiala aquamarina CBS 119918
Lineage: Eukaryota; Fungi; Ascomycota; Eurotiomycetes; Chaetothyriales; Herpotrichiellaceae
Exons: 1
Coding region: 1-927 (308 amino acids)
Biological process (GO): polysaccharide biosynthetic process
Cellular component (GO): membrane
Molecular function (GO): acyltransferase activity, transferring groups other than amino-acyl groups
Source: RefSeq, a predicted model, not a curated record
AUGUUGUUGGUUUACGCUGGCUUGUUUGAGUACGUCUCGAAGAAGAGCGCCGAGAACCUAGGUCACAGGCUGGAGAAGUUCGAGUUGCCGGCGCAGCGUCUGAACACACUCGGAGAGCAGUGUUGGCAUUGGAUCACGGCGAGCUGGACGAUGGUUAAUCCAUGGACAUGGGAAAAAGUCUUGAAUCCAUAUAACGUCAACCUUUGGUCUCUCCCCGCAGAAUUCCGCAGCUCUAUCGUCCUGUUCAUUGUUGUACUAGGCCUUGCCCGAUUGAAGACUUGCUAUCGCCUUCUGGCCCUCUCAUGCGUGAUUUGGAACGCUGCAGUGUACCACAAAUGGGAGGUAUCGGCAACCCUCGCUGGGAUGAUUCUGGCUGAGCUGGAUUCGUCUCAAGGCACCGACAAGGCUACAAAGACCAAGUCUAAUGGUACCAUCGGGCACCGAGCACGAGAGCUAUCGUUCUUUCUAGUGGCGCUCUACCUGGCCUCGUAUCCAGACCUCAAUGGAGAGCGCACACCGGGAUACAGGACACUCUCUCACAUGAUACCAGCUCAUCUCGAUAGGGUAAAAUGUUGGCAGACGAUUGGAUGCAUGAUGGUUGUUCACUCGGUCAAUCAUUCGAGCUUCAUUCAAAAGCUUUUCGCAGGUCCGUUGAUACAGUACUUAGGGGAGAUCUCAUACUCGGUGUACAUUGUUCAUGGCCCUAUCCUACAUUCUGUCGGAGUCUUAGCGAUUAGCUAUUGCUGGAAGCACGCGGGAAGGAGCAGUCUGACACAAAAAUAUGUCAGCUUCGCGUUGGCAGCUUUCACCGUCACCCCGGUUCUCUUCUACGCGGCGCAUUGUUUCAAAAAGUUGGUGGACGUUCCUUGCGGUAGAUUCACUCGGUGGUUAGAGGUAUAUCUCACAUCUGUGGGUACUGGCAAAUAA